Phytophthora nicotianae INRA-310 is the source of this 468-nucleotide messenger RNA. RefSeq lists its product as hypothetical. The transcript has a single exon. The record is from RefSeq and is a predicted model, not a curated record. Bases 1 to 321 code for a protein of 106 amino acids. Lineage: Eukaryota; Oomycota; Peronosporomycetes; Peronosporales; Peronosporaceae.
AUGGCCAAUCCGCUUUUCAAGUCUCUUUCGCCAGAUUUCGCGGAGCGUGUGGCCAAGGCAGACAAGCUGAAGCCUCUGGCAGAGAAGCUCGGUAUCUCCAUGGCAGAGUUGGCUGUUGCCUGGUGCGUCAGUAACGAGAAUGUGUCGACGGUCAUGAUUGGUGCCAAGACGAUGGAGCAACUGGAGCAGAAUCUCAAGGCCGUCGAGGCGUUGGAGAAGAUUACUUCGGACGUGAAGGCAGAGAUCGACUCGCUAGUUCCGUUUGUGCCGGAGUUAUCGAAGUCUAUUGGAUCUGAGAUGACGCGAGGGCAUUUUCUGUAGUAGUGCUGCUGGCGGCGUUUGGAAGCUUUCAAAGUUGCCACAAACACAAGUCGUCAUCAGUGGCGGUGAAUCAUAACCCCUCUAGCUUGGAGAUGCUCGGAUUAACAUUAGCCAUUCUACAAGUUGAAGAUUGAUACUUUUCCAGAG